Messenger RNA from Aplysia californica (California sea hare), 1438 nucleotides. Its product is annotated as serine/threonine-protein phosphatase 2A 56 kDa regulatory subunit alpha isoform. Lineage: Eukaryota; Metazoa; Mollusca; Gastropoda; Aplysiida; Aplysiidae. The record is from RefSeq and is a predicted model, not a curated record. Gene Ontology annotation, cellular component: cytosol; protein phosphatase type 2A complex; nucleus. Gene Ontology annotation, molecular function: protein phosphatase activator activity. Gene Ontology annotation, biological process: protein dephosphorylation; signal transduction.
UGAGUUCCCGCUGAAGUCUCGAGAUUCUGGAAUGAAGACGAGAAAUGGGCAACCAUUAUCUGAGUAGCAACACACUGUGAUAUUUUGUUUUCUUCCGUGUACUUGGGUUUAUUCGGCCCAAAUCACCAGCCAUUGUUCUGUUUUGGUGAUUGGGAUUUAUUGUUUUGGUACUUCCUGUAAUAUAUCACCAACAAGGACGUAUUGUGUCGUUUUAUGAAGAAGUCUCAUAUUGCUGUCAAGUGUAUCCACGGAUUUUAUGGAAAGUCUGCAAAUAACAUGUCUAAGACACUCUUGAUGCACAUGUGAAUUGAUUUAGCUAUAAAUUAAAGCGGUUUUACCGCAGUUAUCAAAACAACACUAUGUCGGCAAAAAUUGCAGAUCGCAUUGACCCUUUCACCAACAAGGCUGCCGUCAAAUCAAAGAAACAAAAGAGAUCGCAAGGAUCCUCACAUUAUCGUGCUAACACUGCACCAGAACUCCAGGCAUUACCUCAUUUGAAAGAUACCCCGCAGAAUGAGCAGCAGGAGCUGUUCAUCAAGAAGCUGCAGCAAUGCUGUGUGGUCUUUGACUUCAUGGAUCCGGUCGCCGAUUUGAAGAGCAAGGAGAUAAAAAGAGCCUGUCUGAAUGAGCUGGUUGAUUACAUCACUGCCACGCGCAAUGUUCUCGCGGAACCGGUCUAUCCGGAGAUCGUUCGUAUGAUUGCGUGUAAUAUUUUCCGAACACUUCCCCCAAAUGACAAUCCUGACUUCGACCCAGAGGAGGACGACCCAACUCUGGAAGCAUCGUGGCCACAUUUACAGCUACUGGAGCUUUUUGACAGUGAAGAUCCACGAGAGAGAGAUUUUCUCAAGACUGUUCUUCACAGGAUAUAUGGGAAAUUUUUGGGCCUGAGAGCAUUUAUUAGGAAACAAAUUAACAACAUUUUCCUCAGGUUUAUUUAUGAAACGGAACAGUUUAUCGGUGUUGGGGAACUGCUGGAGAUUCUGGGCAGCAUCAUCAACGGCUUUGCCCUGCCCCUCAAGGCCGAGCACCGACUGUUCCUCAUGAAAGUUUUGAUCCCGCUACAGUGAUGUUCCUGGGUGAGAUCGAGGAGAUCUUGGACGUGAUUGAGCCCACCCAGUUCCAGCGGAUCCAGGAGGACCUGUUCCGUCAGAUCGCCAAGUGUGUCUCCAGUCCGCACUUCCAGGGAAAAGAAGAAGGAGAAAGACCGCGAGGAGCUGUGGAAGAGGCUAGAACGCUUGGAAUUCAAUAGCAAAAAGAAUAAGAAAUCUUAACAUCACUGACUUGUAAAUUUCCUUGGAGGUGUGAAAGGCAUAGCGAGCCAUUUGUUAAUAAAUAUUUAUUUUUAUCAUCAUCAUUAUUAUAAAUAUUAUAAAUAGUGAUAUAAAUACUGGAUUUGUUCAGUUCCCCCCUUCAAGUAUAACAUAAAAAAAAAAGA